Pogoniulus pusillus (Red-fronted tinkerbird) is the source of this 5122-nucleotide messenger RNA. RefSeq names its product solute carrier family 30 member 1 (gene SLC30A1). The transcript has 2 exons. The coding region runs from base 153 to 1694 and encodes 513 amino acids. Gene Ontology annotation, molecular function: calcium channel inhibitor activity; zinc ion transmembrane transporter activity. Gene Ontology annotation, cellular component: Golgi apparatus; endoplasmic reticulum; membrane. Gene Ontology annotation, biological process: intracellular zinc ion homeostasis; zinc ion transmembrane transport; detoxification of zinc ion. Lineage: Eukaryota; Metazoa; Chordata; Aves; Piciformes; Lybiidae. The record is from RefSeq and is a predicted model, not a curated record.
GAGAGGAGCGGCGGCUCGGCCGGCGGCGGCGGGCAAGGGGCCGCGUUCACCCUCGGGGCUGCGCUGCACCCGCGGGCUGCUCGCCGCGCCAACCGACGGUUGCUCUCCUCGCGCCUCCACCGGGCCGGGCCAGCAGCCGCUGCCCCGGCGCGAUGUGCGGGGGGAUGGCGGCGAAGGGGCCGGGCGGGCCGCGGUGGUGGCAGAACCGACGGGCGCGGCUGCUAUGCAUGCUGGCACUCACCUUCCUUUUCUUCGUGGUGGAGGUCGUGGUGAGCCGGGUCACGUCGUCUCUGGCCAUGCUCUCCGACUCCUUCCACAUGCUCUCUGAUGUCAUGGCUCUAGUUGUGGCGCUGGUGGCCGUACGCUUCGCCCAACGCACCCGCGCCACCAAGAAGAACACCUUCGGGUGGGUGCGAGCUGAAGUGAUGGGCGCCCUCGUCAACGCCGUCUUCCUCACCGCCCUCUGCUUCACCAUCCUGCUGGAGGCCAUCGAGCGCUUCACGGAGCCUCAUGAGAUCCAGCAGCCGCUGGUGGUCAUCGGCGUCGGAGUGGCAGGACUCAUCAUCAACCUGCUGGGGCUCUGCCUCUUCAACCACCACGGCGUCGGGGGCCAUGGCCAUUCCCAUGGCCACGGGCAUUCGCACAGCGGCAGGCAGCACACCCGCAGCGGAUCCAAGCCCGAGCAGCCACCUGGGGACGGGGAAGCUUCGUUGCACCGGGAGGAGACCAGCACCUUGGUGGAGAACUGCAGCAGCUCCAACGGGGUUAGCCAGGAGAAGCUAGGUGAUAUGAAAGAUGACAUGGCUGACCUACAAGUGAAUGGGAACGCUGGUCAUUAUCCUCUGGAUGUAGAGGAAGUUGAAGAAGACUCUAGUGCACAGCUUAACAUGCGUGGGGUUUUUCUGCAUGUUUUUGGAGAUGCCUUAGGUUCAGUAAUUGUGGUAGUGAAUGCCUUGCUCUUUUAUGGGUUGUGGAAUCCAUGCCCCAAAGAUGGGCCCUGCUUAAAUCCGUGCGUCAAUAAUCAUUGCGUGGAAAAUGCUACUUUAUCCCAAACACUCGGCAGAGCAAAUGGUUCUGAGCAAGAGAGCAUUACCGUGGCUGGGCCAUGCUGGUUGCUGUAUUUAGAUCCCGUCCUUUGCCUGAUCAUGGUUUGUAUACUCCUUUACACAACUUACCCAUUACUUAGAGAGUCAGCCCUUAUACUUCUACAGACCGUACCCAAACAAAUAGAUGUGCAUUCUUUGAACUCAAAAUUACGCACACUUGAAGGAGUUGAAGCAGUCCACGAGUUACAUAUUUGGCAGCUAGCAGGCAGUAGGAUCAUUGGCACUGCUCACAUAAAGUGUCCUGACCCUUCCACAUACAUGAUGGUGGCAAAGCGCAUAAAAGAGAUCUUUCAUGACGAAGGGAUCCAUGCGACUACCAUUCAGCCUGAGUUUGCCAGUGUUGGCUCUGAGUCGGGAAGAGGGAAAUGUGAGUUUCCUUGCAGGACACAGUGUGCUUUGAAGCAGUGUUGUGGAACAGGAGAAGAUAGUACCGGGAAGAAGACAGAAAAAUCUUCAUCACUUAGUAUUUCUUGUUCAGAAGUUGUCAUUGAUUUUCCCAAAACUAGGAGGACUAAGUCGGAGAGCAUCCCUUCAGUUAAGCUAGAGGCAAACAUCGAUCAAAAUGAGCAGUUUGAAUCAUCUUUGUAACUCCCUGAAUGGUGCUACCUGAGUUUUGGUGACUUUGACAGCAGCUGUAUUGCAAGAGGAAGAGACAGACGUUUGAGAUGCAAUUUUGCCAAGUAGUGUAAUUGCUGAAGUCUUUGUUCUUGUCAUAUUGCUAAAUCUAGAGUGCUUGUUUUAAAGAACAUAAUGUCACUGUCAUGAAACAAUGUGUUUGUGUUGACUUUGAGACAGACAGAAAGUACACCAAUGCUGUAACAACUUCAGAAAACCAGUUUCAACAUUUCAGCAGACACUUUUUGCUGUGCUUCAAAUGAAAAUAGGGUUUUUUUCCAGUGAAAAGGUGUUUGAAGGAUAAGCAUGUAGGAACUCAAUUUGUGUUACAGACUUCUUCUUCUUGGACCUAAUCUUUCUUUUAAUAUUUGAUUUGUAGAUAUUCUAAUAUAUUGUUUAUUUAGAAGCCUGAAGGAAACCAAAGUUCAUAGAACGUUUUUAAAGAUAUAACUACUUAAAACUGGAAACCACUGCAGUUUCAGAUAUUUUUCUUAAGUCUAUAUAACAACAAAUGUGAAAGCUUUUCUAAUGAAUUUAUCGUAUAGCAUAUCUUAAAGAGAACAUCAUAUGAUUACUAGAAAAUGUCCCCACUUUUUCUGGUAAGGUAGUGAGGUAAUUAAAAUCAACUGCUUGUGAAAAUAGCAGACGUGAAAGGUUUUUUUUCUCUCAGAAUGGAAGUUCAAGCUACUGUAUUUUGCUCUGUAAUCGAGACCUGAGACUGCAUUUUCUGGCAGUUUUCCUUAUUCCCAAGCUGUGUCUGGUCAUAAAAGUCUUUGAAAUUGAAGGAAUCCUUGAUUCCAGUGCUAUGAAUGAAGAGAUGUAGCUUCAUUCUCAACUGAUGCUCAGUGUACUAAGAUAAAAAUUAGCUAUGUCAGUAAGUACUCUGUUGGGAAAGGUCUGCCAAGCACAGGCUGUAUAAUUCAUGCUUUCAGGCAUCAGCAGUAGCCUCCAUAGCAAGUCAUUCAGACGUGUGUUUUGCUCGUAGCUAAGUGUGUAAGCAUUUGCAGUGACUAUAGUCCUGGUCUCAGCUGUGUCCUCAGGAGCCUGCCUCUGACUUUGAAGGAAAUGGGCCAGGGAGUAGGAUUUUAAUUGGCAGUGUUUCAUACUCUUGAGUUGUUCAUGUAGCUCAUAAUUGCACUUCUUAAGUGUCCAGAUCUAUGGUUUAAACUAUGAACUUAGUUAAUUGACAACUGGCUCUAAAGAAGCUGUUACAGAAGCUGUUACAGUAUGCUGCUGGUUUACACCUUAACAAAGGAGAAAUUGGCCUAUAGACAUUGUGAACUUGGCAGAGACUAGAGUUGGAAAAGAUAAAACAUGCAAGAAAUAUAAUUUAAACCCCUGACCCUUUCAAUCCACCUCAAAGUUAUGUAUGGGAAAUAAUAUCCUGUGAUUUAAUUGGCUGCUCUUAUGCUCAAAACUGGAAAACAACUCAGAUCUUCCAUUGUUUGAUGACUCUGGACAUGAUAAACACUCUGCUUCAAUCUCCCUGUCUUCAAAUGAGAAUAAUACCUACCUCACAGGGGUGUUGUGAGGCUUAAUUCUCGUGUGAAGAGCUCUGAGAUCUGUUACUGGAAGGGUAAAAUACUAAAUCACAUGUUAUCUACUUCUGCAAAUGUAUUGCAAUAGCUAGGCACAACAGAGGGAACUGAGGAUAGUUUGGGCCUUAUGAGAUUCUUUCAUGCUGUGGUUUUCAGGUUUUUAACAGUAUUUAAAUGUAGAUUUUUUUAAUGCUGUUCUGUUAGUGAAGGGAAUGUAGCUUUGUCUCCAGAUACAGAACACCUUGCUAGUUUGCAUUUCUAAUACAUGUCUUGUAAAAUAAUUGCUCCUGAGUAGUUCAGAGUAGUCUGCUGCUCAUCAGACUUGGAUCAGCCCAGGUUGUGUCAGUGGUCUUACCCAACUUCUCAGCAGAGCAUUACAGUCAACUCUCGAUUAUCCAUGGGUGGAUUACCAGUGUUGUAUAUCAGCUGUGCAAGCCGCAGGGCAGGACGAGCUCUGUAUUGCGUGCCAGUGCGCUGGACAAGUGCUGGUGCCAAAGCAUUGGAAGAGUGGAGGAGAUCGGUCGGGUUUGGCAUGAGCCCACUCCCACAGGGCUCCUUAGCUUGGGUGUGGCACAGCGCUGUCCAGUUGGUUUGUGCCUCUUGGCUGCUCAGAUGUAUUCAGAGAAAUCUCUGGUGUGUGGAUGGGUCGAUUGAGUGUUAUGCUUGCUUGGGGAUGGUAGUGGCUCACAGCCACCAACAUCGCUCUCCUUUUUCUGUGUUUAUUGUUGUAUAGUCUCAUAAACUAACUUAAAUAUGUUAAUACAGUAUUUAUAUAUGUUUUUGUUUGGUCUGAAUUAUCUUAACUCUUCUGUUACCUGUAUAUGAUCUAGAGUUGACUGUUGAAUGAGAUAUUGUAUUUGCAGAAUAUGCUACCACUGCUAGUAUUAACCAAGUGAAUGCUGAAAUCAGAGAAGCCCUUUUUCUCUUAUUUUUCCCCCUAAAUGUGUAGCCUUGCUUUUUAUGGUUAAACUUUCACUAAUUAUUUUGCUCACUAGUUUAAAAUGGGUCUCAGUCAUUAGUGUGAAUUAAUGAGGUCCUGCUGUAUAUCAGGAAUGCACCAUGGAACUGCAGUUCUUUGUUAAAAAUAAAAGCCAAACCACAACAACAAACACCCCAAGACAAACCAUAGUUGCACUGAGAAGCCUGACUUCUCACCUAUAAAAAGAGAGUAACUAGUGAGUCUUGACAGUUGCUGGCACUGGUUACCAGGCUCAAGAAGUGCAUCUGAAUAGAUGGAGUGGUAAUCACUGAUUCCAUUGUAACUAUUUAAUCUUUUGGGGUUUGCACCAGAAGUCAUAUUUUUCUAUUUCUGUGUCCAUUGCAGGCAAUGGCUAGCUUAAAGUCUCUCCCCUGCCUUAUUGUUGUUAUCAGGAUAGGAUACAGAUGUGGUGAUGAUGAUGAUGGGAGCAGAAUGGGGAGUUUUGUGGCCUCUGGGCCAUGUGCAGUGUUGCAUGUGCAGCAGCAGCUGGUGGUAACGGAGCCCUUCAGUCUCAUUAGCCCUGGAUGGUCACUUCCCUGAAAGCACAUAGCCAAGCGAAGGUGGUGGCUGUACAGCAGCAGGAAUAUGUUCCUUCUUGCUGUAAGAGACCCACCUGUAGCCUGCUGGCUUGUCAUUUAGCUUGGUUUCAUUUGACCUGACCUGUCUGUGCUUACACAGACUGGGUGAAUUCCGAAGAUCACGUUCCAGAAUACGGGGAGCACUGAAAAACACUGCACAGUCUCUGUUGUUUUGUUUGUUUGUUUGUUUUCCACAAAGCAUGAAACUAGUGAAUCUCAUGUAAGUGAACACUGCAGUGGUGGGGAGCUAAUUGUAUUGUGUAUCACAUUUCUGAAUUUUUCAAAUAAUAAAAGAGAAAAGAAACA